Messenger RNA from Amyelois transitella, 1437 nucleotides. RefSeq lists its product as uncharacterized. Gene Ontology annotation, molecular function: protein-arginine N-methyltransferase activity. Bases 343 to 1437 code for a protein of 364 amino acids. Lineage: Eukaryota; Metazoa; Arthropoda; Insecta; Lepidoptera; Pyralidae. Gene Ontology annotation, cellular component: nucleus. Gene Ontology annotation, biological process: peptidyl-arginine methylation. The transcript is spliced from 6 exons. The record is from RefSeq and is a predicted model, not a curated record.
GCAGAGGCAUAAGCGUAGCUUUGUUAAAAGGUAGUACCAAAAGGUAGUACCGACCGAAUAUCCUUAUUGCAAUUUGUUCUUUAUUACAAGGUCACUAAAAUAACACCACUAUUUCUUAAAUUUAUUUAUGAAAUCUGUGAAUGAGUCUCUCUUCACCCUUCACUUCAGUCCCCCAUCCCAACCCAACAAGUAGAAUAGAGAGGUUAUCUAAUCCACGCACCGCACUACAAUAUAAAAUAAACUGACGAAUUUACAAGGUUCUACUUAUAUUACUUCAUCAAACAACUUGAAUUACAUUUAAUCUGUUACAAGUUACAUCUCUAGUUAUUGCUACGUUAAAACAUGGAAUCAGCUUUUCAAAAUGAAUAUUUUACCAGUUAUGAAAACUUGGAGAUCCAUAAAUUGAUGAUUGAAGAUAGCCCAAGGACCGAAGCUUAUAAAGAAGCAAUAUUUAAUAACAAAGAUUUUUUUAAAGACAAAGUUGUGAUGGAUGUUGGUUGUGGCACAGGGAUUCUGUCUAUAUUUUGCGCCCAGGCUGGCGCAAAGAAGGUUUAUGCUGUAGAAGCCAGUAACCUAGCACAUUUGGCCAUGGAAAUUGUGAAGGAAAACAAUUUUGGAGAUGUCAUUGAGGUGAUACACAGUAAAGUGGAGGAUGUAGUUUUGCCAGAAAACACCAAAGUUGAUGCUAUCGUAUCAGAAUGGAUGGGAUUCUACUUGUUGCAUGAGGGUAUGCUGGACUCUGUACUGGUGGCCAGAGACAAGUUUCUCAAAGAGGGUGGGCAUAUGUUCCCUGAGACUGCUACCAUUUUUGUGGCACCAUGUAGUCUUCCAUCAUUGUACACACAGUGGGACGAUGUGCAUGGAGUGUCAAUGGCCACUUUCGCCAAACAGCUGAGAGCCAGCAAAGCAGAUAAGCCAGAGAUUAUGGUGUUGGAGCAAGAUGACAUUUUAGGUGAUGAAGUGACCUUAUGUAAAAUAAACCUCAUGGAAGAUAAAUUGGAGAGCUUAGAAAAAUUUAGUUCUCAACAUGUUACAGCUGCAUGUAAAGAAGGACUUUACCAAGGUCUUUGUGUGUGGUUCGAAUGUUUGUUCCCCGACACGACAGAUGGAGGCGGUUGUCAAGUGAAGCUCGAUACAAGUCCAAAAAGUCCAUCCACACACUGGAAACAAGCCGUUAUAGUGUUGCCUGAGGAGCAAGAGAUUGAAGAAGAUGAGCCUAUUGCGUUUAAGAUGGAAAUGAGAAAAGACCCUGCGCAACCUAGAAGGUACAACCUAGAAGUAGAAUUAAUAGAUCCAGAGACAGUAGAACACCCAUUGCCAUGCUACUGUAGAACAUUGAAGUGCAUAUUAAUAAAGACAUACAUGGACGGCUCCUUUGUCAAAGCCUUGAUGCGAGACGACACUGAAGACGAACGAGAACCGGACGAAAAUGACUGA